GAGGCUCACGGUGUUUCGACAUCCCCAUCCCCAUCCCCCGACCUCUCCGUGCGCGGCCGCCUCACGGGCCGGCGACGACCAGGAGCGGCGGCGCGGGCACCCCGCCCUGCCUCCUUCUAGGCUCGGCUCCCGGCUGAAGGCACCUUGUUUAGCGCUUAGGCGGGCGGGCGGGCGGCCGGAGAGAUGGCGUCGAGCACCAGCGGCAUCCCCGAGGGGAAGGAGAAGCUGAAGAAGUCCGGGAGCAUGGGGAGCAGCGACGCCUACGUGCGCGCCGACAAGAUCGAUCUCACCAGCCUAGAUAUCCAGCUCGAGAAGCAGCUCGCCAAGACGUGGGGCAAGGCCAAUCCCAAGGCGCAGGGGCCCAAGGAGGACUGGGAGAUUGACCCUGCUAAGCUGGAGAUCCGGUACUUCAUUACUCAGGGGACCUACGGCACGGUGUAUCGUGGCACGUACGAUGGCCAGGAUGUUGCAGUGAAACUGUUGGAUUGGGGAGAAGAUGGUUUUGCCACAGAAGCUGAAACUGCUGCUUUACGGACAUCAUUUAAGCAGGAGGUUGCAGUUUGGCAUAAGCUCAGCCAUCCUAAUGUUACAAAGUUUGUUGGAGCAUCAAUGGGGACUACCGAUCUUAAGAUUCCGACCAACAAUUCCAACGCUGGUACGCGUACCAACUUGCCUGCAAGAGCAUGUUGUGUUGUGGUUGAAUAUCUCGCUGGGGGAUCUUUGAAGCAGUAUCUGAUAAAGAACAGUCGACGGAAGCUUGCAUACAAAGUUGUAGUUCAGCUUGCAUUGGAUUUGGCCAGAGGAUUGAGCUAUCUCCACUCCAGAAAGAUUGUACAUCGCGAUGUCAAAACUGAAAACAUGCUCCUUGAUACACAGAGAAACCUUAAAAUUGCUGAUUUUGGUGUUGCUCGGGUCGAGGCUCAAAAUCCAAAGGAUAUGACUGGUGCGACAGGUACUCUUGGUUAUAUGGCCCCAGAGGUUCUUGAUGGUAAACCAUACAAUAGGAAAUGUGAUGUUUACAGUUUUGGAAUUUGCUUGUGGGAAAUCUAUUGUUGUGACAUGCCAUACCCAGACCUUAGUUUUGCUGACGUCUCAUCUGCUGUUGUUCAUCAGAAUUUGCGCCCAGACGUCCCUCGGUGCUGUCCAAGUGCAUUUGCAAAUAUCAUGCGCAAAUGCUGGGAUGCAAAUCCGGAUAAGCGUCCUGAUAUGGACGAGGUGGUACAGCUUCUAGAGGCUCUUGACACAAGCAAAGGUGGUGGCAUGAUACCAGAUGGUCAGUCAUCUGGAUGCUUGUGCUUCACCAAAGCUCGUGGUCCAUAGUUUCAUUUUCAUGAUACACUCUUCCCUUAACCGCGUUUUGCCCAUCUACAUGACUGGGGAAAACCAUGGCAUGCUUCUCUUUGCCACCUGUGCAGUUGGUGCUUACAGUCCCCCAUGGCUCUUUGCCAUAUUUGUACGUUCAUUGCAGUUGUCAUAUGACCCUUUGUGGUCAACAGUCUUUUUCUAUAGCAGUGUGAUAUUGUAACAGUAAUUCUUGAGAGAGUUGGUGACACUCAGUCACAUGUAUUAUAUAUACUAGAGGUCAUACACACACCAGGUCGUGCAUUCUUGAUACUUCUACGUUUCUGUGCGUUUGGUGCCACUGGUCGAUACUUGUUUUGAAUCAUUUUUCCUGUCCAUACCCAAAAUGAAUACAAUAAAGCGCGGAAAGAUAUUUGUGUUCA
Messenger RNA from Oryza brachyantha (malo sina), 1724 nucleotides. Its product is annotated as serine/threonine-protein kinase STY13-like. Lineage: Eukaryota; Viridiplantae; Streptophyta; Magnoliopsida; Poales; Poaceae. Gene Ontology annotation, biological process: protein phosphorylation. Gene Ontology annotation, cellular component: plasma membrane. The coding region runs from base 184 to 1320 and encodes 378 amino acids. Gene Ontology annotation, molecular function: ATP binding; protein kinase activity. The transcript is spliced from 7 exons. The record is from RefSeq and is a predicted model, not a curated record.